CGAUGAGACAAGCCUGCAGCAGGAUAUUGAACGCACGGACACGCCCAUGUUGCUUUCCAUCUGCCCUACGUAGCUGGAUCCGUUCUUAAAGGGGAGGACAUCAUAUGACCGAGGGAAGCCCAACAGUCUGUUUGGCCUCAAAGGAUACACGAAGUUAUCUAUAUGAAACACGAUUCAUUCCCUGAUAUGAUUCAUUUUAACAAUCUACACGAGGCACAUACAUGUGCAUCAACGACUUUAUUUUGAGAACACCAAGUUCCCCUUCAACCGGUCCAGACAUGCCCUUUAAUUCCGCCUGUUCCUCCGCCAUGUCGCCGCUGUCGGCAUAACACAACAGCGGGACCCUCAGCUUCCACAUCCUCCGUGUCCUUCUCUGUCCGCCGCGUCUCCAGCGAGUUUAUCUCCCCUGCCAUGCCCCGGGUCACCUCUCUGCUGCCUGCCCUGCUGUGCGUCCUCCUGCCGGGCCCGAGCCGGGGAUAUUUCCCCGAGGAGCGCUGGAGCCCCGAGUCUCCGCUCCUCGCUCCCCGGGUUGUCGUCGCGCUGGUGUGCCGCAACUCGGCGCACUCUCUGCCGCUGUUCCUCGGAGCCAUCGAGCGCCUCAACUACCCGAAGGACCGCAUUGCGCUGUGGGUGGCGACAGAUCACAACAUAGACAACACCACAGCCAUCCUGAGAGACUGGCUUAUCAAGGUGGAGAAUGACUAUCACUAUGUGGAGUGGAGACCUCAAGAUGAACCCAGAGCCUUUGAAGACGAGACGGGGCCUAAACACUGGAAUAAUCUCCGCUACGAACGCGUAAUGAAGCUGCGUCAGGCAGCGCUGGAGACCGCCCGUGAGAUCUGGGCCGACUACCUGCUGGUGGCCGACUGUGACAACCUGCUCACCAACGCGGACACGUUGUGGAAACUGAUGAGUGAGAACAAGACCGUCGUAGCGCCAAUGCUGGAGUCCAGAGCUGCGUACUCUAACUUCUGGUGCGGCAUGACUUCACAGGGUUACUACAGACGCACACCAGCCUACAUGCCAAUCCGUAAGAAGGAGCGUCGUGGCUGUUUCGCCGUACCGAUGGUCCACUCCACCUAUCUAGUGGACCUACAGAAAGAGGCCUCGCGUCAGCUGGUGUUUUAUCCACCACACCCAGAGUACAGCUGGGCCCUGGACGACGUCAUCGUCUUUGCCUACUCGGCUCGCAUGUCAGAUGUGCAGAUGUACGUGUGCAACAAAGAGACUUAUGGGUAUUUUCCGGUGCCGAUGCGUUCCCACGGUAGCCUGCAGGAUGAGGCGGAGAGCUUCGUGCAUACUCAGCUUGAGAUCAUGGUGAAAAAUCCUCCAUUGGAGCCCUCCAGCUUCCUGUCUCUCCCUCCCAAGCAGCCUAACAAGAUGGGCUUUGAUGAGGUGUUUAUGAUAAAUCUGGUGCGGAGAUCUGACCGUCGCGAGCGAAUGCUAAGAACUCUGUACGAGCAGGAGCUCAGCUGUAAGGUUGUUGCUGCUGUGGAUGGCAAAGCUCUGAACAAGACUGAUGUAGAGUCGAUGAGGAUUAAGAUGCUGCCGGGUUACAAAGACCCUUAUCACGGUCGGCCCCUCACCAAGGGUGAACUGGGUUGUUUCCUCUCUCAUUACAACAUCUGGAAGGAGAUAGCAGACCGUGGUCUGCAGACCUCCCUGGUCAUCGAGGACGACCUCCGCUUUGAGGUGUUCUUCAAGCGACGUCUCCAGACGCUGCUGCGGGAGGUGACCACACACGAGCUGGACUGGGAUCUCAUUUACAUCGGGCGGAAGCGGAUGCAGGUGGACCACCAAGAGAAGUCUGUGCCAAACAUCCACAAUAUCGUGGAGGCGGACUACUCCUACUGGACACUAGGCUACCUGCUGUCUUUACAAGGAGCCCAGAAGCUCCUCAGGGCCGAACCUCUGAUCAAGUUGCUUCCCGUCGAUGAGUUCCUCCCCGUCAUGUACGAUAAACAUCCAGUUUCAGAGUACAUGGACCACUUUGAGAUUCGGGACCUGCGUGCGUUUUCUGCCGAGCCGCUUCUGGUGUAUCCAACCCAUUACACCGGCGAACGGGGCUAUAUCAGUGACACGGAGACCUCGGUGGUCUGGGACAACGAGACCGUCAAAACCGACUGGGACCGCGCCAAGUCGAGGAAAACUCAGGAGCAGGGGGAGCUGAGCUUCGAGGCCCAGAACUCUGACGUACUGCAGUCUGAACUGGAGAACUGGAGCGCACGGGACGAGCUGUGAUGAAGAAGAGAGGAUGUGAGGAGGAGAGACAGAGAGAACAAACCGAGAUAAGGACGAGGGAGAUGGGACAAAGCUGUGAUAGUGGGGAGAUGGAAAAGAUGGAGAGAAUAUAACAGGGGGUUGACACGGAGUUGGUGACUAAUGCUUCUGUUCUUCUCUCUCCACUCUUGAUCUUUCUCUUCAGAGAUGAGGUGUAGAAGUAGAAUCUUGAAGAGUCAGUCUGCAUCCAACGCUCAUCCCUUGACCACAGCCUGGUCCAAUAGCAGUUCCAUGUUUUAAAUAAUAUUUUGCCCAGAUGUAUCCCAAACCACAUUAUAUAUAAAGUCCCCCAGAGGGAAUGACAUGUAAAAAUAUGAAUUGGAAGAAGAUGCAGUAUUUAGCCUAACUCUAGCACGUCUCUAAAUGACUUCUAGUCAGAUUUCAACUGGCCAGCACAACUUCACAUCUCCUGAUUACACGUGAAGGCUUUCUAUCGCGUUUUAUACUCUCAGUGGUUCCCAACCUGUUUGGCUUUUGACCCCUUAAAGAAAUCUAUGUCUACCCGUAACCCCUGAUCACCAGUUGUAUCUGUCGCCUGGCUGUGAUGAGUACGACCAACGAGUAGGGAACCACUGCUCUGUCUUCUUCAUCUUCUUCUUGAUCUUCUUCUUCAUCUUCUUCUUCUUCUUCUUCUUCUUCUUGAUGCUCUUCACAUCUUGCUCUUUAGUUAUUGAAGUAAGUUUUAUACGGUUGUUACUUUAAUAACGUUACACAUGUUUCACUCAUGAAUCUGUGUUGCCUUUUAUUUCAUGUCAAACCCUUUUACACUUUGGUAAGAGCUGUGUGUUGUUUUAGUGUUUCAGUGUUUUCCACUCAGUUUUAACAUUUUUGCAUUUUGUUUGUUGAUCAGAUCAGAAAAACAAAUGAAUAUAGAUUUUUUUGUAACUUUUCCAUGUUUAGUUCUCUCCACAAGUAUCUUAUUUUUAAGCAAAGAAUGAAUAAAAAUUUUAUAAUGA
Molecule: messenger RNA, 3236 nt
Organism: Anarrhichthys ocellatus (wolf-eel)
Lineage: Eukaryota; Metazoa; Chordata; Actinopteri; Perciformes; Anarhichadidae
Product: procollagen galactosyltransferase 1
Exons: 12
Coding region: 412-2241 (609 amino acids)
Molecular function (GO): procollagen galactosyltransferase activity
Source: RefSeq, a predicted model, not a curated record